Protobothrops mucrosquamatus (brown spotted pit viper) is the source of this 1903-nucleotide messenger RNA. Its product is annotated as transmembrane protein 200A. The transcript has a single exon. The record is from RefSeq and is a predicted model, not a curated record. The coding region runs from base 51 to 1355 and encodes 434 amino acids. Lineage: Eukaryota; Metazoa; Chordata; Lepidosauria; Squamata; Viperidae.
CUGUGGACAAUCUAAGAGGAACUGACAGUAUAACUGAAGUUGCCAAAGCCAUGAAGACCCAUAACACCUCGGAGAAGAAAACAUCAGGAUCCUCCGGUCCUUCCCGAUGGCACAGGGGCAGGUUUCGGCGCAAGCCCUCCCCGCAGAUGGUGGUGAAGGGACAGCUUCGGAUGCGCUCGCCCUCAGGAGUCUUCGUGAUGGUGGGGAUCUCGGUGGUCUUAGUGGGAAUGACCAUUGCUGUGAUUGGAUAUUGGCCUCACCGUACAAAGUCUGGAAGUGGUAGACCAGGGAACUCUAGUGUUGCAGGAGACAUCAGGAAGGAAAUUAAGGUUUCUCCCCAAGCCCACCCCUUCCUUCACAGUGAGAAAUUGAAGCUCAUUGGACCAGUUGUCAUGGGUGUGGGACUCUUCAUCUUCAUCUGUGCUAAUACUUUGCUGUACGAAAACAGAGAUAUGGAAACUCGCUUGUUGAUGCAGCAGGAACUCUAUUCCAUGGGCCUGAAUUUCCCACAGGACACGGGACCAACAAGUGAUUACUUUCAGAGGAGAAGGACCACUUCAUCUACCCUCAGGGCCAAUGCUGAAUGUGUAGAAGGCUACUACGAGGUGGAUCUUUCUUCCAGUGGCUUCCAAUCUUGCUCCAGCCCUGUGAAGAAAUGGGUCAAUAGCUGCAAUUCCAGCAGGCUCCAAACCACGACCCAGUUCUUUCAUCACAAGAGCCUCUCACCUUCGCUGUCCCACUUGAGCAUCCAUUCUGACUGCAGCAACACCCUGCCAGAGAAUGGAGCCUUCUCCUUUGCUCGCGGAGCAGAGUCGGUCCUCUCUACAGCUGUCAAUGCCCUGCCUUUGCCUCUCAUUAAGCUUAAUAACUGUCUUCUUGAAAAGCAGUGUGUUUCCCGGGUGGGUAUCCAGGACUUGGAAGGCAAUUGUAGGUUGCCAGAGGAGAGGGAGGAGGUACAGAGACUCUCAUGGACUCUUCUGCCUGGAUGCAACCUCAUUGUGCCCAGGAAGGACACACUUAAAGGCAGCCACAUAGUUAUUGAUAUGGAUAGCACACCCCACUCAGGCAACUUGGUGGAUAAAUUUCAUGAAUGUGCAAAGAGAGUGUUCCCAAAUUCAGGUCAUUCUAAAUCCUUGGAUCUUGGCCAGCCAAGAACGGCAUUGGUGGCACCAAGCAUAGAAAGGAAACAUAGGAGCUGGCCUAGGCUGGACCACAUUGACCUACUCAACUAUGCAAAACUGGAAAGCCAAGGAGAAUCUUCUGAUAGGCUUUUGGAAGCAUCAAAAGAGCUUUUUAGGGGGGAGAGCAUUUCAUUAUCCCAGGAAAUUCCUAUGAAAACAGGUCCUAUCAUUUGAUCCGGCACCUAAAGGGAACUGUGUUAUUUUGCUAUGUCAGGUUAGGCAUUGCCAAGAGAAGGCAGGCUGAUACGUAUUUGCAAUGAGCAUUGCAAUGCUGGCUGCUUAAUUCAUCAGCCAAGGUCUGUUGCCAAUGGAGAAAUACUUCGGAUGGACUUUCUUCCCAAGGCUCUGCGGUUUCUUGCCUUAACUAAAAGUCUGAUUGAGUGUGAAAAACUUUGCCAUGAAUGGACUGCACAUGCCAGGUUGCGUAUGUCUGUGUAGGACCACAAGCCCUGGUUAGGUCCAUGAGCCUGUCACACAACUGGGCUGCUAACAAUGCAUUUGUAAGGGCUGCAGGGAAGAGUCAGAAAAUAGCACGACUUCAGAAAUCCUAAAGCGAUUUUAAAAAAUAGUUUUAUACAGGGAUGCAAAUUUCUCAGUUCAUUGAAACUCAAUUACAGUUCCUGCCUGAGGUCUCAUAAUGCUCGGUUAGGAAUACUAGUUUAUUUUUCUUUUAAAGACAGUUUGAAUACACUUGUAUUGCUGAUCUCAUCAUUUGGAAGCUA